This is a messenger RNA of Homo sapiens (human), 3910 nucleotides long. RefSeq names its product protein tyrosine phosphatase 4A2 (gene PTP4A2). The coding region runs from base 976 to 1479 and encodes 167 amino acids. The transcript has 6 exons. The record is from RefSeq and is marked reviewed. Lineage: Eukaryota; Metazoa; Chordata; Mammalia; Primates; Hominidae. Gene Ontology annotation, molecular function: enzyme inhibitor activity; protein tyrosine phosphatase activity. Gene Ontology annotation, cellular component: plasma membrane; early endosome; cytosol.
CCGGCUGCGCGCGCAGCGGUGGUGGUGGCGGCGCGAUCGGCCGGGCUGUAACCGUCGUCUGUCCGGGAGCGGCUGGAGCGGCAGCGGCGGCCGGGCACGGCGCGAGGUGACGCCACAGGGCAGCGGCGGCAGCGGAGGCAGCGGCGGCAGCAGGAGACGCAGCGGCGGCCGCAGCAGCAGCAGCAAGACGGACUCGUGGAGACGCGCCGCCGCCGCCGCCGCCGGGCCGGGCCGGGUGUCGCGCGCCGAGGCUGGGGGGGAGUCGUCGCCGCCGCCGCCACCGCUACCGCCGCCGCCGCCGCCGCCGAGGUGACUGAGGAGAGAGGCGCCUCCUCGCUCCCGCCACCGCCGGACUUCAAUGCCCAGUCCCCAGCUCGCCAGCGUUUUUCGUUGGAAUAUACGUUGCACAUUUAUGGCGAUUCUGAGUGUGAGGGCAGACUUCUGCCAGGCUCAGCACAGCAUUUUCGCUGACAAGUGAGCUUGGAGGUUCUAUGUGCCAUAAUUAACAUUGCCUUGAAGACUCCUGGACACCGAGACUGGCCUCAGAAAUAGUUGGCUUUUUUUUUUUUUAAUUGCAAGCAUAUUUCUUUUAAUGACUCCAGUAAAAUUAAGCAUCAAGUAAACAAGUGGAAAGUGACCUACACUUUUAACUUGUCUCACUAGUGCCUAAAUGUAGUAAAGGCUGCUUAAGUUUUGUAUGUAGUUGGAUUUUUUGGAGUCCGAAGGUAUCCAUCUGCAGAAAUUGAGGCCCAAAUUGAAUUUGGAUUCAAGUGGAUUCUAAAUACUUUGCUUAUCUUGAAGAGAGAAGCUUCAUAAGGAAUAAACAAGUUGAAUAGAGAAAACACUGAUUGAUAAUAGGCAUUUUAGUGGUCUUUUUAAUGUUUUCUGCUGUGAAACAUUUCAAGAUUUAUUGAUUUUUUUUUUUCACUUUCCCCAUCACACUCACACGCACGCUCACACUUUUUAUUUGCCAUAAUGAACCGUCCAGCCCCUGUGGAGAUCUCCUAUGAGAACAUGCGUUUUCUGAUAACUCACAACCCUACCAAUGCUACUCUCAACAAGUUCACAGAGGAACUUAAGAAGUAUGGAGUGACGACUUUGGUUCGAGUUUGUGAUGCUACAUAUGAUAAAGCUCCAGUUGAAAAAGAAGGAAUCCACGUUCUAGAUUGGCCAUUUGAUGAUGGAGCUCCACCCCCUAAUCAGAUAGUAGAUGAUUGGUUAAACCUGUUAAAAACCAAAUUUCGUGAAGAGCCAGGUUGCUGUGUUGCAGUGCAUUGUGUUGCAGGAUUGGGAAGGGCACCUGUGCUGGUUGCACUUGCUUUGAUUGAAUGUGGAAUGAAGUACGAAGAUGCAGUUCAGUUUAUAAGACAAAAAAGAAGGGGAGCGUUCAAUUCCAAACAGCUGCUUUAUUUGGAGAAAUACCGACCUAAGAUGCGAUUACGCUUCAGAGAUACCAAUGGGCAUUGCUGUGUUCAGUAGAAGGAAAUGUAAACGAAGGCUGACUUGAUUGUGCCAUUUAGAGGGAACUCUUGGUACCUGGAAAUGUGAAUCUGGAAUAUUACCUGUGUCAUCAAAGUAGUGAUGGAUUCAGUACUCCUCAACCACUCUCCUAAUGAUUGGAACAAAAGCAAACAAAAAAGAAAUCUCUCUAUAAAAUGAAUAAAAUGUUUAAGAAAAGAGAAAGAGAAAAGGAAUUAAUUCAGUGAAGGAUGAUUUUGCUCCUAGUUUUGGAGUUUGAAUUUCUGCCAGGAUUGAAUUAUUUUGAAAUCUCCUGUCUUUUUAAACUUUUUCAAAAUAGGUCUCUAAGGAAAACCAGCAGAACAUUAGCCUGUGCAAAACCAUCUGUUUGGGGAGCACACUCUUCCAUUAUGCUUGGCACAUAGAUCUCCCUGUGGUGGGAUUUUUUUUUUCCCUUUUUUUGUGGGGGAGGGUUGGUGGUAUAUUUUUCCCCUCUUUUUUCCUUCCUCUCCUACAUCUCCCUUUUCCCCCGAUCCAAGUUGUAGAUGGAAUAGAAGCCCUUGUUGCUGUAGAUGUGCGUGCAGUCUGGCAGCCUUAAGCCCACCUGGGCACUUUUAGAUAAAAAAAAAAAAAAAACAAAAAACAACACCAAAAAAACAGCAGUGAUAUAUAUAUAUAUAUAUAUAUAUAUAUAUAUAUAUAUAUAUAUAUAUAUAUAUAUAUAUAUAUAUAAUAUAAUAUAUAUAUAUAUAUAUAUAUUUUCCAGGUGGUUUUUAGUCUUUACUGAUGAAAGGGUGUUCAUGUUAGUUUCUUCAAAACCCUAUCUAAUACUAGGCAAAGUAGCCAAGAGCCUUUUGUUUUGUUUUUAUUUUGAUAAAUUAGUGGAGAAAUGGCAUUUUAAGAGGAGUCUCUUCUCAACUUACCUGAGAGUCGAAUUCUUCUCUUCCCUAACCAAUGAAGCUAAGUGGUUAUCCCAGAAACUUGUCUUCUAAAAGGGAGGACUCCAGGCCAUCAAUAAAGAUGUCCAGGCAGUGAGCGUACUUUUUACACCCUGUAGAAUUGUGGGCUGUAGCGUUACUCUGAUUUUCUGUCUAGUAUCAGAGAAUGCUGGUAGCUUAAAAUUUUUAUUUUAGGACUUGUACUCUGAAUUUUCAGGAACCGUCAAAGGAGCAGCAGCAAAUUCACAUAUUUUCGACUUGAGAAAUGCUUGUGGUAUGUGUUUUCCAAACUGCCCCCUAUAUGUAAAGUUCAGUUUAACCACUGAUUGCCUUGUUAUUACUAGGUUUUUUGAGAUUAAAAAAAAAAAAUCCCUGGUUUAAAACCAACAAUGAUGCCUAGUGAGUAUGUGUCCACAGGCCAUAACAGGGUAGAAGAGAGACAUCGUGCAACCCAAUGAGUAGUGAAGGGACUGUGUUGCUUGUGAAGCGGUGUAGUAGCAUUUUUGCAGAUUCUUGGCUGGGUUUAGUGUACUGAUCUAGAAAAGCUGUUUUUCUGCUCCUUUGUGGAAGGCAGUUAUGAUCAGGCUGCAUGGACAAAGCAGGUAGAGGGGCACCAUCAGGGGCUCUUGCACUAUUUUCACCUCUAAAUAUUACGUACUCAGUAGUGCCCUGCUUCUAGGGCUCUGAAUACGGGCUUAAAGUCAUCUUGUCCUGCUGGAAUUUGCUGUGCAGAGCCAUAAGCCUCCCAUUUUGUUAGCGUCAGCUAGGCCAAUAGGAACAGACCGGGACCUUGUCUCACACUGAUGAUACCUCACAUGUUGACCGGCUAUGUGAACUGCCUAUUUCCUAUGCUGGAGUUUUGAUUUUUAACUAAACGCAAAUCUGUAGAUUCUCUCCUCUCCCAUCCCAGAAAACAAAACAAAAUAAUGCUUUUCGAAAUUGUUUCUAGGACUUUAAAACAUAAUGGUAUAUCCAAAAUUCUUUAUUUCAGAAUGCAACAAUAGAUUCCAUUAAUAUAGACUCAAGAUCAAAACAGCAUACCUGCUAAGCUAAGAUAGAUGGUGUUGAUUCCACUGGGUUUUGAUCAAUACAAUAACAAACCUUUUUCCUUUGACAUACUCUGAAUUUUGUUGUUUGGGGGGAGGGGGUGUGUGUGUGUGUGUGUGUGUGUGUGUGUGUAUGUGUGUGUGUGUGUGUGCACGCGCAGUGUCCAUCAGUAUCAGUGCCUGCCUGAGUUAGGAAAAUUACAUUCCUGGUUCUGUAUUGAGGAGAAGGAUGUAUAAAGCAACAUGAAACAUUAGCCCUCCUUUUAUUUUAAAGACUAAUGUUAAUUGUUCUUAAAACUGGAUUUUUUUUCCUUAAAGCAAUUUUUUUCUUUUCGAUUUAAUGAAGUAUUGCUAGCUGAAGCCAGUUUGACAUAGAGAGAUGUCAGAUUGAUUUGAAAGGUGUGCAGCCUGAUUUAAAACCAAACCCUGAACCCUUUUAAAGAACAAUAAAACAUAUUUUACACGCUC